AUGUCAGCCUACAAAGGACACAAUCUCUCUUCUUCAAAUUCCUCCCCAAAAUGUCCUUUCCAAACAGCUCUCCUGCUGCUAAUACCUUUUUAGUAGAUUCUUUGAUCAGUGCCUGUAGAAGUGACAGUUUUUAUUCUAACAGCGCCAGCAUGUAUAUGCCACCUAGCACAGACAUUGGAACUUAUGGAAUGCAAACCUGUGGACUUCUACCGUCUCUGGCUAAAAGAGAAGUUAAUCACCAAAAUAUGGGUAUGAAUGUACAUCCUUAUAUACCUCAAGUAGACAGUUGGACAGAUCCGAAUAGGUCUUGUCGAAUAGAGCAACCUGUUACACAGCAGGUACCCACUUGUUCCUUUACUACAAAUAUUAAGGAAGAAAGCAAUUGCUGCAUGUAUUCUGAUAAGAGAACAAAACUAAUUUCUUCAGACGUCCCUUCCUACCAGAGGUUGGUCUCUGAAUCAUGUCCCAUUGAAAAUCCCGAGGUUCCUGUCCCAGGAUAUUUUAGACUAAGCCAGACCUACGCCACUGGGAAAACCCAAGAGUACAAUAAUAGUCCUGAAACGAGUUCAACUGUAAUGUUACAGUUAAACCCUCGCGGCAGCUCCAAACCGCAGCUAUCUUCUCAACUUCAGAUGGAAAAGAAAAUGAAUGAAAAUCCGAACAACCAAGACAACUCAGCUAAAGUCUCUCAAGUGGAAAGUCCAGAGCCAAAGUCCACUUUACAAGAUGAAAGGAGCUGCCUGGCUGAAGGCUCUGUGUCCAGCCCAGAAGUACAGGAGAAGGAAAGUAAAGAGGAAAUCAAGUCUGAUACGCCAACAAGCAAUUGGUUAACUGCAAAGAGUGGCAGAAAGAAGAGGUGUCCUUAUACUAAACAUCAAACACUGGAAUUAGAAAAAGAGUUCUUAUUCAAUAUGUAUCUCACUCGAGAGCGCCGCCUAGAGAUCAGUAAGAGCGUAAACCUCACUGACAGGCAGGUCAAGAUUUGGUUUCAAAACCGCAGAAUGAAGCUCAAGAAGAUGAGCAGGGAGAACCGAAUCCGAGAACUGACCGCUAAUCUGACCUUCUCUUAA
Molecule: messenger RNA, 1070 nt
Organism: Emys orbicularis (European pond turtle)
Lineage: Eukaryota; Metazoa; Chordata; Testudines; Emydidae
Gene: HOXD10
Product: homeobox D10
Exons: 2
Coding region: 51-1070 (339 amino acids)
Biological process (GO): regulation of transcription by RNA polymerase II
Cellular component (GO): nucleus
Molecular function (GO): DNA-binding transcription factor activity, RNA polymerase II-specific; RNA polymerase II cis-regulatory region sequence-specific DNA binding
Source: RefSeq, a predicted model, not a curated record